UACAGCAGCAGCGCGGCGCUGAGCAGCGCGGCGCACAGCGGCACGGGCAGCGCGGCCAACCUGCGGGCGGAGCGGCGCGAGGCCUCAGCGGCGCCCGCGGCACCGCGCGACCGCCCCGGCAGCCCCGCCGCGACCCCCGGGACCCCCCCCUUACCGCGCGGCCCCGGGGGCGCGUGCGAGCAGCAGGCAGAGCAGCAGCGCGAGCGCCCACAGCCCCGCCAGCAGCAGCGCGCCCGGCCCCGCGCCCAGCGCCGCUCCCGCCAUGCCUCCGCGUCUUCUGCCUGGCAACCGCGCCGCUUCCGCCCAAUCGGCGCCGCCCGCCUCGCGCUCCGCGCUUCCCAUUGGCCGAAGGAAGGGGGGCGGCUUCAAGGCCUUCCCUGGGCCGCGAGGGCGGCCGCGCGCCGCGGCUCUGCCGGCGUCGCUGUGGGAGUUCGGGUUUGGCGCCCGCGAAGCGCCGCCCGUGGGACCCCGGAGCGCUCGUGGCCCCCAGCCCGCGGUGCCUGCACCCACGGGAGGCGGCGUGCGGGCGCCCGAGAGUUCAUCGGGAGAAGCCCCGCGGCCAGCAGGGCGGCAGCCUGUAUGCAGCGCCUCACCAAACGCUGCUCGAUCCGGGAUUCCAGCAUCUCCCAUCACGUCCCGUCACGGCGUGCGUCAGGAGAUCCAACACCAGCCCCAGUGCAAUCUUGGAAGGAGAACUGAAUUAUUUAUGGCAGAGUGGUCAAACGACAGAGAGUGAAGCACCAGGCCUGGUGUAAUUUCGUGUCUCCUGCAGCCAGUUAUGUAAAAAUGUAAAUAUUACAAGUUUUCUGUGUC
Messenger RNA from Gallus gallus (chicken), 813 nucleotides. RefSeq lists its product as uncharacterized. The coding region runs from base 263 to 736 and encodes 157 amino acids. The record is from RefSeq and is a predicted model, not a curated record. The transcript is spliced from 2 exons. NCBI's taxonomy places the organism in Eukaryota, Metazoa, Chordata, Aves, Galliformes, Phasianidae.